Molecule: messenger RNA, 273 nt
Organism: Nezara viridula (southern green stink bug)
Lineage: Eukaryota; Metazoa; Arthropoda; Insecta; Hemiptera; Pentatomidae
Source: the annotation of a GenBank genome assembly
AUGGUUGUGGAGACCUUCACCGAGGUUGGAGUAAGUAGCCCCAGGUAUUUCUGCAGCACCGAGUCAAUAUUUACCCACCUGCGGAUCCCGCAUUCCGAUGAGCAACCUCGUCAGCACUCCGCUCUCCGCUGUCAGCCCAACCUUCUUGUGGAUCCUCUCCAUGUAGUCCUUACCGUUUUACCAAUAUAUACAUUAACGGCUUUUAGGAGGCAGCGAUCAGCUGGAGCAAUUAGUUCCGCCGAAAAUGAGAUGAUUAAUCUGAGGGCCAAUUAA